GCUCCUGGUCGCCCGGGCUGCAGCCUUCUCCUCCUCAGACGCUGCCGCCGCCGCCGCCGCCGCCGCCGCCACGGAGCACGAGGCCAAAGCGCCUGACGGAAGAAGGCCCUCCGCCGCCGCCAUUUCCCCUCUUGGUUCCUAGCCAUGGCUGCAGAAUCUGUGGGAAGACAAUACUCUCAAUCAGCCUAAAUAUGGGAAUAUCCAUCAUGAUGCAGUGAAAGACACCAUCGGAGUGUUCUUUAUUGGACCUAAUGCUCCACAGUGAAUGCCUGCGAAGUUCUUCUGACUUCUGAGGUGCUAUCAUUUUUAGGGAAAACUGACCUCCUGCCCUGAUAACUUCGUGACCACGUCAAUUUCCUCAACAUCCCGGAAACAAUGGGGAUUGGCAAGAACACCACUUCUAAAUCCGUAGAAGCUGGAAGUCCAACGGAGGGAAAAUAUGAGGAUGAAUCCAAGCAUUCUACUUUCUUUACAUUGCCAGUUGUAAUAAAUGGUGGCGCAACAUCAACCGGUGAUCAAGAUACGGAAGACACAGAGCUGAUGGCAAUCUAUACUACAGAAAAUGGAAUUGCAGAAAAGAGUUCUCUGGCAGAGACACUAGAUAGCAGUGGAAGUUCAGACACGCAAAGGACCGACAUGAUCUACACAAUUGAAGAUGUUCCCCCCUGGUACCUCUGCAUAUUUUUGGGGUUACAGCACUACUUAACCUGUUUUAGUGGGACUAUAGCCGUGCCCUUCUUGCUAGCAGAUGCCAUGUGCGUUGGGUUUGACCAGUGGGCUACCAGCCAGCUGAUUGGGACCAUAUUCUUCUGUGUUGGAAUCACAACUUUGUUACAAACAACCUUUGGAUGCAGGUUACCUUUGUUCCAGGCCAGUGCAUUUGCAUUCUUGGCUCCUGCCAGAGCUAUUCUCUCCUUGGACAAAUGGAAAUGUAAUAACACAGGCAUAACGGUUACAAAUGGAACAACGGAGCUGCUGCAUACCGAACAUAUCUGGUACCCAAGGAUACGAGAGAUCCAAGGUGCUAUUAUCAUGUCAUCUUUGAUAGAAGUGGUAAUUGGGUUCUUGGGCCUGCCAGGAGCUCUCCUGAGAUAUAUUGGGCCUCUGACGAUUACGCCGACUGUGGCUCUCAUUGGGCUCUCUGGCUUCCAGGCGGCGGGGGAGAGAGCGGGGAAACACUGGGGCAUCGCCAUGCUAACUAUAUUUCUAGUGCUGUUGUUUUCUCAGUAUGCCCGGAACGUCAAAUUCCCUUUACCCAUCUACAAAUCCAAAAAAGGAUGGACUGCAUACCGGUUGCAGCUCUUUAAAAUGUUUCCUAUUAUUCUUGCCAUUCUGGUUUCCUGGCUGCUGUGCUUCAUUUUCACGGUAACAGAUGUCUUUCCACCUGAUAACACUAAGUAUGGAUUCUAUGCACGCACCGAUGCUCGGCAAGGAGUACUUCUGGUAGCACCAUGGUUCAAAGUCCCUUAUCCAUUUCAGUGGGGAUUGCCCACAAUUUCAGCUGCUGGUGUAAUAGGAAUGCUCAGUGCGGUGGUUGCUAGCAUCAUUGAAUCAAUUGGCGAUUAUUAUGCCUGUGCAAGGUUAUCUUGUGCUCCUCCUCCACCCAUCCAUGCAAUAAACAGAGGUAUUUUCAUAGAAGGUCUUUCCUGUGUAUUGGAUGGAGUAUUUGGUACCGGGAACGGAUCUACUUCUUCUAGUCCUAACAUUGGAGUCUUGGGAAUUACAAAGGUUGGGAGUCGAAGGGUUAUUCAAUAUGGGGCAGCUCUCAUGCUAUUGCUGGGAAUGGUUGGCAAGUUCAGCGCUCUGUUUGCAUCCCUCCCCGAUCCGGUCCUUGGAGCUCUUUUCUGUACUCUUUUUGGGAUGAUUACAGCAGUUGGACUCUCUAACCUGCAAUUCAUAGAUUUAAAUUCUUCCCGCAACCUUUUUGUCCUGGGAUUUUCCAUUUUCUUUGGGUUAGUCCUUCCAAGUUAUCUCCGACAAAAUCCACUUGUUACAGGAAUAGCCAGCAUCGAUCAAGUACUCAAUGUUCUACUCACUACGGCCAUGUUUGUUGGGGGCUGCGUAGCCUUUAUUUUAGACAACACAAUCCCAGGAAGCCCUGAGGAGAGAGGAAUCCGGAAAUGGAAGAAAGGCGUGGGCAAAGGCAGCAAGGCCAUCGAUGGCAUGGAAACGUAUGACUUGCCUUUCGGCAUGGAAGUGGUGAAGAAGUACAAAUGCUUCACCUUCUUACCCAUCAGCCCCACCUUCAUGGGCUACACAUGGAAGGGCCUCAGGAAAAGCAGCAACUGCCGGAAUCCAGAGGAAGACUCUGAAGCGACUGUAUAGCCCUGGCCAAAACCCGCCUCUAGUAGCUCUUCAUUAACAGACACAUCUGCAGUUCCUUGCUAUUUUAUCUUAUUUUAUUUUGUAUAUCUGCAUUUUUAUUCUGGAACCAGAGCCGAGACAUAUGAUUAAAAAACAUAGCUUUCCUAUUGUGGAUGGUGAUGGCUAUCUAUAAGGUCUCUCUUGAGUUACACUAUGUUUUGGGUUGGGUUUUUUUUUUUUUUACAAAACAGUUACAGUUGUUUCUUCCUGAUUUUUGGCACUGCUGCUCUUCUGCUGAAAAUGGAAACCCAGGUCCUACUGGGAAACUGCAUGUCUGAAGGCGCAGAACUCAAACAAGCCGUAGCUUCUAGUGUUCCCUCUUCCAGCUGAUACAUUCCAGAUUUUGUUUAUCUGUCUGUCGGUUUGGGGUUAAUUUCUUAUAAGUUUGGUGUCACUUGAUCUGGUUCUGGCAGAUUAGAGAACUUCCCACACCAAACGGAGCUUUCCCAGAGUUCUCCAGUAUCCAACAUGGAAAGGCUGUCGUGCCAAGGGUUACCUUGGUGCAAGAAGUGACAUGGAUCUGGAGUGCUUAGAGAUGAGGCAGAGCAAGGUGGGACAUCUCAGCCUUUAGCUGCCAUGUCCUUCAACCAAAAUAAAGCCUAAGCUAUCCAUUGUCUUGUUGCACCUGCAAGUUAGUCCUUAUACAUACAUACAUAUUUAGAUAGAUAUAUAUAUAUAUAUUUAGUCAUAACAAUAUUUAUUAAGCGCCAAUGGAUUAUUUAAAUUAAAUGGUCAGCUUGUCUCUGUACUUGUGCCAGUCUGUUUCCAGACGCUUCUGCCAGUCCCCAAAGUGGCCUAGGUUUGGUCGUUGCCUUCUUGUUUUCCUCGCCUUCGUUUUUUUCCUGAGCUGGAUGCAGGGCCUGUUUAAAAAUGGGAGAGAGAGACUCUAUGGAUGGCAUCCCUUUCCACCAGAUGGUUUAACGGGUAUUGGAGGCUCCCUGUGGGUGCCAUUCAGACUCUUUAUUUUUGUUCCUGUACAAGUCUUGGCUCUGGCAUUAAGUGGCUGUUGACUCUCAUCAUGCAUCCGUAAUUAUAAGACUUUAUUCCUGUUUAAUGUUCUCACUGUUGGGAGUUAGUUUUUAGAUACAAGCGUUUCCUUCUCCUCUCCUUUCUUAUUUCCUUGUCCCCUCUCCUGCCCCUAAUGCGGUCCGAAAGGUUUUCUUUCUUUUCAAGCUGUGGAAAGUUUUGUCAAAGAGGCAUUAGGGGUAAGUAAGUGUUCUCUCAAGGCCAGUAUGCUCUCUUUAAGGUGCUGCUUUUGUGUUUUGUAUGUCAUUUUGUAAAACAAAGCAGAUACUGUAAAUUGCUGGUCAGUUUCUCAAGUCUGGCUACUCGAGAGAGGCACAAAAAACAGCCCUUGUUUGUCUCUGAGGCUAUUGCGGAUGGGAAGGGGAAAGGUGAGGGAUCAGUAUUGAACGGUGAAAAAGACAAAAAGUGUAGCUAUUGGUGGCUGCUCCUGCCAUUUCUGCAGCAUUUUCCUUGUAUAGCUUUUUCACCUUGAGAUAAUUCCCACUUUCUGGAGGUCUUUCCUUGGUUUUUGCUGCCUUGGGAUCCAACCAGGUACCAUAGAAACCACCAAAAACAGUGAUCCCCCUUUUUUAAAAAAGGGAUUGCAUCAGGGCUGAUAGUCAGCCAUUUCAGAACCUGAGAAGUCCUGUGCCCUUGAGGAAUAUAGGACACUAAGGCUACAGUCCUAUGCAACCUUCCCUAGAAAGUAAGUCCCAUUGAAAGGCAGAAGAGUGCACUGUAAAGCUGCAUCCCUAAACACGCUUUAUUGGGAUUAAGCUCCCUUGAACAAAGUGGGACUUGCCUCUGAGUAAACUUGCAAAGGAGGGGCUGCCUGCAUGUUCUCCACCUAGUAUUUUAUGAGCAACCAAAGAAAAGGCAGGUGGAAAGUAACACGUCCGUGUACGAAUGGCAGUUGUAAUGAUAAGGGAUGCCAAAUCCCAUUUGUUCUGCACACAUUAGAGAAGCAUCAGUUGUGCGUUCAUAUAAUAUUGGCAGAGUUAGCAGCGUGUUCUUGUUUCGGUCGUGGUCAGCCUCUUUAUUUUUCCCUUUUCUUAGGCUAAAGUGCCAGUUGCUUGUUAAAGCAGAAAUGAAAUGUCAGUAAACCUGAUGCACUACAGUCUUGUUCCCUUCAGUAGUCUUAAACAGAAGUGGAUUGUGCUCAGCACAGUAACCAAGAAAUGUGGCAGUCCACACCGCUUGUAAGACACAUGUGUCUUGAGCACUUUACUGUUAGUGGUGACAUCUGUGAGAACAUAAAACCCUUGGACUCCCCUUUAUUGCACAACCUUUUUCCCCGAAUCAAGGAGGCAGUUCAUACAUCCCACAGACGCGAGGCAAGAAAAUGUUCAUUUGAUGCGCUUGCCUAGUCUCAUCUCUGCUUAAUGUGCGCUCAGGUGAGAAGUCCUGUUUUUGUGAGGUCCUUCAUCCCCAAACGUAAGAUGGGAAAAGAUGUGAAAAAAUGGUUUCCUAGGAUCUUGGCUAACUUGGAAGUCUUUCUUCUGACUCAGCUGUGGCUAGCUAAUAAUAGAUAGCUGAAAGCUGUUGGAUGAAAUGUUUGCUGGAGGCUUGCAGCAUUUACAAAACACAGUCUGGUUAACCAAAUGCUUCCGGCACAAAAACCCUGAGUUAACUUUGCCUUUCCAAGUGGUAACAGCCAAGGCCUUGUCUUUUGUGGAAACAGCCACAAAAGGGUAUUCUCCCUAUUUUUAGGGAAAGGUUUUAAUAGCCUGCAUGCUUGGUUGUCGGUCUGAGAACGCCCGGGACAUGGGCCAUUUCUGCCGUUGUGGUGUAAAUAUCAUGAAAGACGCUUCUUUGUCUUGAGAAAAGAAUGCUUUUCUUUACUUUUUGGUGUGUGUGUGCGCUCAUAGAUUGCAAACUGUGUGACUGUUAGAAACAGCCCAUCUCCUGUAGCAAAGCAGAAGAGGAGGAUUCGGUUAUCAUUUUCAGAGGGGCAAAAAGAAAGACAAAGGCCUGUUACAGACUGCCAAAAUAAAGCUGCUUCGGGUCUCUUUGGAGGUAUGCUAUUUAAGUGAUGCAUGGGUCCUAAGAGUUUGGAG
Molecule: messenger RNA, 5426 nt
Organism: Sceloporus undulatus (fence lizard)
Lineage: Eukaryota; Metazoa; Chordata; Lepidosauria; Squamata; Phrynosomatidae
Gene: SLC23A2
Product: solute carrier family 23 member 2
Exons: 17
Coding region: 376-2325 (649 amino acids)
Biological process (GO): transmembrane transport; L-ascorbic acid metabolic process
Cellular component (GO): membrane
Molecular function (GO): transmembrane transporter activity
Source: RefSeq, a predicted model, not a curated record